Miscanthus lutarioriparius is the source of this 3669-nucleotide messenger RNA. Lineage: Eukaryota; Viridiplantae; Streptophyta; Magnoliopsida; Poales; Poaceae. The record is from the annotation of a GenBank genome assembly.
AUGGCGGCCGAACCCGCCGCUGCUUCGGCGGCGGCCGCGAUCUCCGCCGUGAUGGACUGGCGCUCCUCCCCCGACGCCCGCGCCGCCGCCUUCGCGUACCUCGAAUCGGUUAAGAGUGGAGACGUCCGAGCCUUGGCAAGCACAUCGUUUCUCUUGGUUCGGAAGGACCAGACGUCAGAGAUCCGCUUGCACGGGUUCAAGAUGUUGCAGCACCUGGUAAGAUUGAGGUGGGAGGAGCUCAGUGCUGCAGAGCGGAAUGAAUUUGCUAAUUUGACAAUUAAUUUGAUAUCGGAUGUUGUUGGCCCUCAUGAGGUGUGGGCCUUGAAGAGUCAAACAGCUGCUUUAGUAGCAGAGGUAGUUCGAAGGGAGGGAGUUGAUUUGUGGAAUACUUUAUUCCCAUCUAUUGUUUCUGUCUCUAACAGUGGCCCUAUUGAGGCUGAGUUAGUUGCCAUGAUUCUAAGGUGGCUUCCAGAGGAUAUCACUGUUCAUAAUGAAGAUUUGGAGGGUGAUAGGCGGAGAUCUCUGUUACGCGGCCUUACUGAGUCACUGUCACAAAUUCUACCUCUAUUGUAUUCUCUACUUGAGAAACAUUUUGUUGCUGCUUUAAGCGAGCAUGCAAAGCAGCAAAUGGAUUUGGCGAAACAACAUGCAGGGACAGUGACGGCAGUUCUGAAUGCUGUCAAUGCAUAUGCUGAAUGGGCCCCUGUGACAGAUCUAGCCAAAUAUGGUUUAAUUCAUGGAUUUGGGUCCUUGCUUUCUUACAGCGAUUUUCGCCUCCAUGCUUGCGAGUUUUUUAAAGUGAUAUGCCAGAGAAAAAGACCUGUGGAUGUGGCAGUUGCUGAGUAUGAUGCUGCAAUGUGCAACAUUUUCCAGGUGUUGAUGAACAUUUCACAACAAUUUUUGACCAGAUCUGGCAUGCAGCCCAGCUCUAUUGAUGAGAGCGAAUAUGAGUUUGCAUCGUGUGUUUGUGAGACAAUGGUUGCUUUAGGAUCUUCAAACAUGCAAUGCAUACUAGCCGAUGGAGCCAGGACUUUCCAGUUCUUACAACAAAUGCUGGAGUAUUACCAACAUUACAAAAUCGCGCUUCAUUUCCAGUCUUUAUUAUUUUGGCUGGUGGUAUUGAGAGAACCAUCAAAAGCUAAGUCUGUUGCACGUGUUUCUGGUGAUAAUUCUGCUGCUGGUAAUUCUGCAUCUACUGGUGACUUAUCAACAGAAAAGGAGAAGAAAGGGGUAUCAGUAUUUGUCACUGACGAAAUAUACAGUACAAUUUUGGAUGUUUCUUUCAAGAGAAUGCUCAAGAACAGUGGAAGUGCAACUUCUGGGUUGUUAGAACUAUGGAGCGAAGAGCUUGAGGGGAAAAGUGACUUCUGCAACUACCGCACCAAAUUGUUGGAUCUCAUUAAAGUCAUUGCUUCUCAAAGAUCUGUGAUUGCUGCAGCAAGUAUUGUUCAGAGAAUAAAUGUUGUCUUUGGAGAUGCUAAUCAAGCAACUAAAUCCCCCCAGGAUCUUGACGCAAUGGAAGGGGCUCAACUGGGGCUUGAAGCAGUUGUCAGUGCUAUUUUUGAUGGCUCAUUUGAUUGUGGAAAAACUGAUUUGGAGACGAAAUCCCAACUGCACAAGAUUUUUGAAGGCUUACUUCAACAGCUUCUUUCGUUAAAGUGGACAGAACCUAACCUUGCAGUUAUUCAUGGUCAUUAUUUGGAUGCUUUGGGCCCUUUCUUGAAAUAUUAUCCAGAUGCAGUUGCCAGUGUUGUUAAUAAGCUUUUUGAACUGUUGACGUCUCUCCCAAUCACAUUUCAGGAUCCAUCAAACAAUUCUCGCCUAGCAAGGUUGCAGAUCUGCUCAUCAUUCAUUCGUAUAUCGAGAGCUGCUGAUAAAGCUCUUCUGCCUCACAUGAAGAACAUUGCUGAUACCAUGGCUUACCUUCAAGGAGAGGGCCGCUUACUACGUGGUGAACAUAAUCAUUUAUGUGAAGCGUUUCUUGUGAUGGCGUCCUCUGCUGGGAUUCAACAGCAACAAGAAGUUCUUGCCUGGUUACUUGAACCUCUUAAUAAAAUGUGGACUCAAGUGGAAUGGCAAACUGCAUACUUGUCUGACCCUUCUGGUUUGACAAACAUGUUUGCCGAUAGCCAAUUCAUGUGGUCAAUUUAUCACACGGUUACAUUCUUUGAAAAGGCACUCAAGAGAAGUGGAACCAAAAAGUCUUCAGCAACUCCACAAGCACCCACCACAACAGUACCUGGUUAUCUGCAUCCGAUGUCUUCACAUCUAGCAUGGAUUGUGCCCCCUCUCUUAAGGCUGCUGCGAUGCAUACAUGCUCUUUGGUCUGAGCCAUUUGCCCAGUCUCAGACACGGGAAAUCAAAGCAGCAAAAAACAUGACUGUUGCGGAGCAGGCUAGCCUUCUAGGAGAGACAGGGAAACUUACCAAAGGCCAGGUUGCUCCUGCUGAUGGAUUGCUGGAUGUUCAGAGAGAUGGAGAAUCUAAAGAAAACAAUAUAAAAAACUGGUUGCGUGGGAUCCGAGACAGCGGGUACAAUGUUUUAGGAUUAGCAGCUACUCUUGGGGAAGCAUUCUUUCGAUGCAUAGAGGGUUCUUCUGUCACCCUUGCUCUUAUGGAGAAUGUGCAAAUUAUGGAGUUUCGGCAUCUGGGCCAACUUAUCCACCUUGUUAUUAUUCCAUUUGUUAAAUAUUGCCCUGCCGAUCUAUGGCAUGUGUGGCUAGUGAACCUUUUGCAGCCAUUAUUUGUCCACUGUCAGCAAGCUCUUAAUUAUUCAUGGUCCAGUCUUCUUCAUGAGGGUCGGGCUAAGGUUCCUGACAGCAUUGGUAAUCUUCCUGGGUCAGAACUGAAGGUAGAGGUAAUGGAAGAAAAGUUGCUACGUGACUUGACUCGCGAAGUAUGUUCUGUGCUUUGGGCCUUAUCAUCACCAGGCUUAAAUAAUGGACUUCCAUCCUUGGAACAACUUGGACCUUCCAACCGGAUGGAUUCUGUUCUGAAGAAUCUGGAGUCCUUUGCUUCAAGUUCUCUAACUGGAUUUCUUAUUCUUCAUGUUGGCACAGCUCUUCCUGCAUUGAGGAUAUCAGUUGAAGUGUUCACUUGGACAGAUAGCGAAGCUGUGACUAAAGUUAUCCCCUUUUGUGGUGCAUUGAUCCACCUAGCCGUUGCUUCAAACCAGGCUGAGUUGAGGCAGUUUGUUGCAAAGGAUUUAUUUUCCUCUAUAAUACACGGUUUAUCUGUUGAAUCAAAUUCAGUCAUGAGUGCUGAACUUGUUGGACUUUGUCGGGAGAUAUAUGUCUAUCUGUCUGAUAGAGAUCCUGCACCUAGGCAGGUUCUUCUUUCCCUCCCACACAUUAAGCAGGAAGAUUUACUAGCAUUUGAUGACUCUUUAAGUAAAACUGCUAGUCCAAAAGAGCAAAAGCAACAUAUGCGAAGCUUACUUCUGCUGGCUACAGGGAACAAACUAAGAGCCCUUGCUGCUCAGAAGACAACUAAUGUGAUUACCAAUGUUACAAUUCGAUUACUUGAAAUGGAUCUUAUGCUGCACGAAAUAGGAGCUCUACUGCUCACCAUGGAUCAAGUGCCGAAGAAGAUGGCCAUAUUGGGUUGGCCACACUAUCAUCGACAUGAUCUGCAAAAAUUUUGGGAGUGUAAAAAAGGUUGUAUAACAUAG